GUCGGUUCGUGCGCUGACAGCCGGGCUCAGCCAGUCGCCAGGAAUUGAGUAGCGUUCUUUGAAUCUGCGGCUUUCAUGACGUCUCCCUGCGUGGUCCAUCACUUUUCUCCUAGCCGGGGAUUUUUUUUUUCCGCCACUCUCGCCUUUUCCCCCUUCCCUCCACCCGGUCUCCCUCCCCGGCCCCUGCCCGAACGCACACCCCUCCGCCCCUCCGUUGGCCCCCGCGCCCAGCCCUCCUCUCCACUCUCGGCCAGAAGGAGCCAGUUUGAAGACGGCCGCACCUGGCCGGAGAGGUUGGGCGGGCGGAGGGGUGGGAUCCGCGGGACCCGGGAAGAUAGACCCAGACCUGGAUGCACCGCGAGGAGAAUGGAGUCUCCUAAAGCCUCCCGGGGCUGAUGUAAAAUUUGACCAUCUGAUUCCAGUUUUCCUUCCCUUUUCUUUUUUUAUUUCCUCCCCUCGCCAUCCAUCGUGUAGUGAAUUAUUAAACCUUGCUCCGUUCCAAGAGAGGAGAUCAUGAUUGAAUGAAGCCACCGAGUCCGCAGCAAGGAAAAGCACAAAGAGGAGAUUUCAACGAUGGCCAAGUUGACAGAAUCCAUGACUAACGUCCUGGAGGGUGACUCCAUGGAUCAGGAUGUUGAGAGCCCUGUGGCCAUUCACCAGCCAAAAUUGCCUAAGCAGGCCAGGGACGACCUGCCAAGACACAUCAGCCGAGACCGGACCAAAAGGAAAAUCCAGAGGUACGUGCGGAAAGAUGGAAAGUGCAACGUCCACCAUGGAAACGUGAGGGAGACCUAUCGCUACCUGACCGAUAUCUUCACCACCUUAGUAGACCUCAAGUGGAGAUUCAACCUGUUGAUUUUCGUCAUGGUUUACACAGUGACGUGGCUCUUUUUUGGAAUGAUCUGGUGGCUAAUUGCAUACAUCCGAGGAGACAUGGACCACAUAGAGGACCCUUCAUGGACUCCUUGCGUCACCAACCUCAAUGGGUUCGUCUCUGCUUUUUUAUUCUCCAUAGAGACAGAAACCACCAUUGGUUAUGGCUAUCGGGUCAUCACAGACAAGUGCCCAGAGGGAAUUAUUCUCCUCUUAAUCCAAUCUGUUUUGGGGUCCAUUGUCAAUGCAUUCAUGGUGGGAUGCAUGUUUGUAAAAAUAUCGCAACCCAAGAAGAGGGCAGAGACCCUGGUUUUUUCCACCCAUGCAGUGAUUUCCAUGAGGGAUGGGAAACUGUGCCUGAUGUUUCGCGUAGGGGAUCUGAGGAAUUCCCACAUCGUGGAGGCUUCCAUCAGAGCUAAGUUGAUCAAAUCCAAACAGACCUCAGAGGGGGAGUUCAUCCCCUUGAACCAGACAGAUAUCAACGUAGGGUAUUACACCGGCGACGACCGUCUCUUUCUGGUGUCACCACUCAUCAUUAGCCACGAAAUUAACCAACAGAGUCCUUUCUGGGAGAUCUCCAAAGCCCAGCUGCCCAAAGAGGAACUGGAAAUCGUGGUCAUCCUAGAAGGCAUGGUGGAAGCUACAGGGAUGACGUGCCAAGCUCGAAGUUCCUACAUCACUAGUGAGAUCCUCUGGGGGUACCGGUUCACCCCUGUCCUGACGCUGGAGGACGGGUUCUACGAAGUCGACUACAACAGCUUCCACGAGACCUAUGAGACCAGCACCCCAGCUCUCAGUGCCAAAGAGCUGGCCGAGUUAGCCAGCAGGGCUGAGCUGCCCCUGAGCUGGUCCGUCUCCAGCAAACUCAACCAACACGCAGAACUGGAGACUGAGGAGGAAGAAAAGAACCCUGAGGAACAGACGGAGAGGAAUGGUGAUGUGGCGAAUCUAGAGAACGAAUCCAAAGUUUAGUCCCCUGGCUGGGCCACCCCUUCUCCUCUCCGCCCACAACCUUCCCUUGUCUCUCAUUCUCUUUCUUUUCUGUCUCUCUUACUUUGUUCUUUCCUUAUAUUGAAGUUUGGCAUUACCAGAAAUCAAAUCUUCAAGGUGUAAAAUAUCUACCUGCCCUCUCAGUUAUUCAGAUUGACAAGGCAGAUUCAGAUUGGGUUAAGGUGUCAUGUGCCCUCAUUUGUGACCCAAGCCUGGUCUCCUCCCUGAAUACGACACAUCCAAGUCCUAGAGAUUUCUGCUACUUACCUGCAUGUGUUGUACAAUACCAGAUCACUCAAAAGAGUGCGUCAAAGAGUUUACCUGGGAUAUGAUGAGGAAGGUCUCUGGUGCCUAUUCAUUCAUGCAGUGAGACAUAGAGUCGAGCCCUCAGUUUUAUACAUCUCAAUAAAUUUCAUCUACAGGGCGAGGUGCUUGCCCUCUGCGGGCAUUGCAUUUAUAGGACCCAGGUGAGGUAACGACAAAAUACUGUACAUAUAUAUGCCUUAUGUAAUUAUUUUCUUUUGCAGUUAGUAAUAAAACCCAGCAUGUACAAAAGUACUGUAGAACAAAACUUCUAAAUAAUGUACAUAGAUGUAAAAUUAAUGUAGGUUUAGAUAAAUAACUUUAGAAAUAAGA
Lipotes vexillifer (Yangtze River dolphin) is the source of this 2499-nucleotide messenger RNA. It is a transcript of the gene KCNJ6, whose product is annotated as potassium inwardly rectifying channel subfamily J member 6. Gene Ontology annotation, biological process: regulation of monoatomic ion transmembrane transport; potassium ion import across plasma membrane. The coding region runs from base 574 to 1845 and encodes 423 amino acids. NCBI's taxonomy places the organism in Eukaryota, Metazoa, Chordata, Mammalia, Artiodactyla, Lipotidae. Gene Ontology annotation, molecular function: G-protein activated inward rectifier potassium channel activity. The transcript is spliced from 4 exons. Gene Ontology annotation, cellular component: plasma membrane. The record is from RefSeq and is a predicted model, not a curated record.